This is a messenger RNA of Penicillium cosmopolitanum, 810 nucleotides long. RefSeq lists its product as uncharacterized. NCBI's taxonomy places the organism in Eukaryota, Fungi, Ascomycota, Eurotiomycetes, Eurotiales, Aspergillaceae. Gene Ontology annotation, cellular component: cytoplasm. The record is from RefSeq and is a predicted model, not a curated record. Gene Ontology annotation, biological process: regulation of translational fidelity. Gene Ontology annotation, molecular function: nucleotidyltransferase activity; double-stranded RNA binding; tRNA binding. The transcript has a single exon. Bases 1 to 810 code for a protein of 269 amino acids.
AUGGAGCAAGAAAGCGCACAACAGAGUCGCUCUCCUCGCCCUCUAGUCAUACCGCUACCGGGCGAAUUGCCUGAUGUUAGGCGCGAUGCUGCGAAGGCAUUCGAAGUUCUUCGGUCCGGUGGGGUCAUAAUUACCCCCACGGAUGUCGGAUACGGCAUGAUGGCAGCUAGUGUUGAGGCAAUUGAGCGAGCGUUCGCCGCCAAAGGACGUCAGGCUGGCCAUUCUAUGGGUAUCAUUGGCACUUACGAGCUCCAUGAAAAGCUGCACAGCCUUCCACCCGAAAAGUUUCGUCUAACACGGACAUUCUCGGAAGAUUUAGGACUGACGAUUGCUGUUGUUGCGAAAAUGAAAGAUUCUAUCACGGAUUUGUUACCUGAACAUUUGCUGCCUAGUUUGGAUAAGAUAACGAAAGAUGGCACAUUGGGUUUAGCUAUUUGUGAAGGACCAUUCCAGCGAGAACUUGGCAGAUUGAAUGAUGCGAGUGGUCAAGUCAUGAUUGGCAGUAGUGCUAAUUUGACUGGCCAGGGUCAAAAGUUCCAGGUCGAGGAUAUUGAGAUUGCGGUUCUCGAGGUGACCGAUCUCGUCGUUAAUUAUGGAAGACAAAAAUGGUACCUAUAUGGACGAGCUGGAACCGUGAUAGACCUGGAUAACGAGCGAGUAUUGCGUAUUGGUGCGAACUACGAUGUCAUCGGUGAACGUCUGGCUAAUUGGUUUGGAUGGUCUGUGCCCGAAGAUCCUGAGUUUGACACAAAGGAGAAGAAGCGAGUGGGGGUCUCAAUUAAUUUGAGCAAAAAUGAAGCCUGCAUGUAA